UUUUCCACUUCGAUCAGAACGUACACCAAAAAUAAAAUCGCCUCACUCUAGCUUUCCGGAUUUUCACAAUUCUUUUGCUUUCUUUAUGUGAUAAUCAAUACACAAAAUAUUUUCAAUUCAGUUUUUUGCCGAUUUUGCAAGUUGAUUUAACUACAUACGAGUAUAUACAAAAACAAAAAGAACACGAUGUCCACACUGCGGCGAUCACAUGGCGGUGGUCGUGAUUUUCUGCAAGAGAACAAGCUAAAUGUGACCAGGAUGGAGACCAAUGGCCGGUGUCUAGCUGCGGCCAAUGCCCGUCGUGUGCCCCUGUGGCGUCCAGUGGUGCUCCACUAUUCGGAGAAGGUGCGUCCCCAUGUCUACAGUACUAACCAGCGUCGUGCACUCCCGCUACACAGUGCCCAUGAGUCUCCGCGUCUGCGAAGCGGUCUUGCUCAGCCAUAUGGAUUCCACAACGAGAUGCGCCGCCGGCUGCCACCAAAUCCCUGUGGUUGCGAUGUGCCCACACGGAAGACGGAGGAGCGUAAGGAGCAGGAGCGCCUCCAGGGCGGUUGGGAGGAUCAGCAAGUGAAGUUGCCAAGGAAAUGCUGCACCGGUUGCAACUGCCUUCACGGCUAUUCCAUUACCAAUCCAUCUGAUCAGAGUAACCAGGUGGAGGCGGUGUCACAGCAUCAAGGUCAACAGUCGGAAAUGGAUGGGCCAAUGCCAUCCAAACAGGGGGAAGGUGAUCAGGCGGAUCGCGUUUCGGUAUGCUCUCGCAUGUCCCGAGUAUCCCGGGCAUCCCGAGCGUCUCGUCGAUCCCAGGCAAAGUCCACCCAGGGCGAGGGAACCAACGAUCCGGAGGCGCCCUUGAGUGCGCGCAGCGGUGCCUCCGCCAAGACCCUCAAGUCCAAGCGAUCCGUUUCCCAGGAGAGUGUACGCUCGAAUGCCACCAUCAAGUCGAACAUCACUGUGGCCUCCAGGAGCACCACGGUCUCGAAGCGAUCUCACGUCAGUCGCAAGUCGCAGUUAAUGGAGGUGAUGCCGCCACCGACCCACUUGGAGGAUCAGAGGCCCAAGGAGAGGGAGAGGGAGAGGGAGAGGGAGAGGGAGAAGGUGCCAACCACCAUUGAGGGCUACACACCGUUGACCGCCAGCGAGCGGCAGGCGGCUCUGCAGGAUGCCCACAUAAAGUACAGCAAGCUGGUCGAGGAAUACAAUCAUAUGCCCGUUUCGGAGCCAACUCUGCGCGUGCGCAAUCGGAAAAUCGCCAUCGAGCGGCAGCUGGACGAGCUGGACUAUGCCAUCAAUAUGUUUGAUCAGCCGCACAUGGAUAUGUAUUACAAGAAGUGAUGCAUCACAGUGCAUGUUUUACUCGUUUCAAAGAUUGUUUGCCCAUUUCCAAAUUUAGUUGUUUUAUGCCACAAAACCGAAAGCGAGUGAUUCAGAUUGAUUGGAAAAUUCGCAAUUGAAUUGCUACUAAAUGGAGCAUUAAAAUUGAACAUGACUAUGGUCAAUUGCAGCAGAAACCAAGUUCUUCAAGAAUUCAAAAAUAUCAAAUAGCAAAAAAAAUCGUUUUGCCUCGCAAAAACUAUGAAAUGAAAUGAAACUAUAAUAUGAAAUUAAGGAAAUAAAGAAGUUUAAGGGAGGAGAAAGUAAAGCCAAGGAUAGUUUGAAAAUCAAAUACAAAAUAAACUUUAGAGCAAUUAA
Drosophila santomea is the source of this 1689-nucleotide messenger RNA. RefSeq lists its product as uncharacterized. The transcript has a single exon. Lineage: Eukaryota; Metazoa; Arthropoda; Insecta; Diptera; Drosophilidae. The record is from RefSeq and is a predicted model, not a curated record. Gene Ontology annotation, cellular component: cytoplasmic microtubule. Bases 187 to 1332 code for a protein of 381 amino acids.